AUGUCGAAGUUAAAAGCAAUUUCAUUUCUUUUUCUUUUUAAUAUAUUAACAGUUAGUGCUAAAAAUGAGGAAUAUAUUGGUUAUAAAGUUUACAAUGUGAAAUUCAAUAAUAUAGAACAAGAAGAUAAUUUCUACAAAAUUAAAAACGAAUUUAUUGAUUACUGGCGUAAACCAUCUCUUAAGUAUAACACUGUUGGUCAGGCUAUGGUACCUCCAGCACAAACGAAUUGGUUCGAAGAGGGACUUACUGAACUUGGUGUGGCAAAAGAUAUUUAUAUUGAUGAUGUUUAUAAGUACCUAUCGACGAGAGAAGAAGCGUCUUCCGACAUACUAAGAAGUGGUGAUAACAACACAUUUACUUUCAAUGAUUACUAUCGUUAUUCACAGAUACUAGAUUAUAUCCGAGCACUUGAAGCGACAUAUGAAAACUCAACGGGGAUAAAUUUAAGUGUAAUAGAAGCUGGUACUACAGCUGAAGGAAGACCUUUAGUAUACAUAAAGCUAACAAAUCUAACACCAACAGUCAAUAAACCUAUUAUAAUUAUAGAAGCCGGCAUCAAUCCUAGACAAUGGAUUACUAUACCUUCAUCGUUGAAUAUUAUUAAUAAACUUUUAGAAAGUAAUGACACUAGAUUUCUAAAUAACUUCGAAUGGGUCAUUAUUCCAAUAUUAAAUCCUGAUGGGUAUGAAUAUACCCAUACUAAUCUACGUUUAUGGACGAAAUCAAGAAGUACUAGAAGCAAUUUAGGUGCUAUUUGUCCCGGUGUGAAUAUAAAUCGUAACUUCAACAUCGAUUGGCUCAAUUCAGACACAAGUUCAAGUCCAUGCAGUCACAUUUAUGGUGGUACUGGUGCAUUUUCUGAAGUAGAAAGUCGUGUAAUACAAUCAUUACAUGAUGAAUAUGGUAGAAGAAUACGUGCUUAUAUAUCUUUGCAAAAUAAUGGUGGGUUUAUAUCUUACCCUUGGCAAUAUGAAAGAGCUGCAAGUGGUUUGUUUGCCCAGCAUCAUAUUUUAGGAAUGAAAAUGAUUGAAACUAUGGAGGAUAACUAUGAACUGGAUAUAGCAUCAGUGGCUUACGGAGAUAGGGCGUCAGGAACAAGUACAGACUAUAUGAGGAAUGGUGGAGUACUAUUUACCUUUAAUAUAGAUGUGGUACCAAGAGGUCAAGAUGGAGUUAUUGUACCUAGAGAAGAAAUUCAAACUAUAGCUGAUGAUGUAUGGAGAGCCGUGUCAGUCGUUGCUGUGAAUUUGUAAUAGAAUAAUAUAAGGAAUAUUUUAGAAGGAAAUAAAAUAAGAUUUAGAAGA
Papilio polytes (common Mormon) is the source of this 1305-nucleotide messenger RNA. RefSeq names its product carboxypeptidase B-like. The record is from RefSeq and is a predicted model, not a curated record. The transcript is spliced from 5 exons. The coding region runs from base 1 to 1254 and encodes 417 amino acids. Gene Ontology annotation, molecular function: metallocarboxypeptidase activity; zinc ion binding. NCBI's taxonomy places the organism in Eukaryota, Metazoa, Arthropoda, Insecta, Lepidoptera, Papilionidae. Gene Ontology annotation, biological process: proteolysis.